Messenger RNA from Lycium barbarum (goji berry), 3774 nucleotides. Its product is annotated as probable serine/threonine protein kinase IRE. Gene Ontology annotation, molecular function: protein serine/threonine kinase activity; ATP binding. The transcript is spliced from 17 exons. Gene Ontology annotation, biological process: intracellular signal transduction; peptidyl-serine phosphorylation. NCBI's taxonomy places the organism in Eukaryota, Viridiplantae, Streptophyta, Magnoliopsida, Solanales, Solanaceae. Bases 268 to 3726 code for a protein of 1152 amino acids. The record is from RefSeq and is a predicted model, not a curated record.
GAAUCAACAAACUCUGUCCAUUUCCCCAGCAUGCGUGUCGCCCUCUAGCUUCCCCUUUUCCCGCGAAAAUCUCCCUUUUCUUCAAACUCUUUGAUCUUCUCCCCAUUAUCCAAUUAUCUGGAUUUCCCAAUCCCAUUUUAAUUUCCAUUUUCAUCCUUCUUUUUUUAUCUAUCACAUUUCUCUCACUCCUCCCAAACUUAAUUACCAUUUAUCAAGAUCACCAUGCAACUAUGAACAGGAUCGUUAAAUCCACAAUCAACAACUACAAUGUCGAAAAUAUCUUUGAGUUCGGACAAUAAUGUGGAGCCUGAAAAAACCCUAAAUUCAAUCGCCACCGGUUCACAUUCACCAUCCGUUGUGAAGCUAAGGAAGAUACCUCCAAUACCAGUACGACAUCGAGUCGAUGAUGAUGAUGAGGAGGAGGAGGAGGAGGAUGAAAGCGGAGGAAGUGCAACGUCAUCAGAGGCUUCAAUUCUGGGGCUAAACCAUAUAAGGACGCGUUCCGCUCCAUCACCUCUUAGGAUUUGCAAUUCUAUCGUUAAUAGUCCAUUGGAUGUUGAAUAUAGCCACACCUUAUCCUCUAAAUCAUCGUCCAGCGUUCAACAUUCUUCCGAACAAGGUAAAAAAGUUCAAUGGAGUCAGUCAAAACCUUUGAAAGUGCCUUCACCAAGUAUUUUAAGUGCAGAGGGAAGCCAUACAGCUUUUUCCAAGGAAAUGCAAUCUCCACGUUUUCAGGCUAUACUGCGAGUUACCAGUGGUCGUAGAAAGAGAGUUCCAGACAUCAAGAGCUUCUCUCAUGAACUAAAUUCAAAAGGAGUUCGCCCACUUCCAUUUUGGAAGUCUCGUGCUCUUGGUCGUAUGGAAGAAAUUAUGGUGAUGGUUCGGGCAAAAUUUGACAAGUUAAAGGAAGAGGUCAAUUCUGACCUAGGCAUCUUUGCAGGAGAUUUGGUUGGCAUACUGGAGAAGACUUCAGAAUCUCAUCCUGAAUGGAGAGAGAGUUUGGAAGAUUUGUUGGUUACAGCUAGGCGUUGCACUAAGAUGCCACCAAGUGAAUUCUGGUCAAAGUGUGAAGGCAUUGUUCAGAAUCUAGAUGAUCACCGUCAAGAGCUACCUGUGGGAACCCUUAAACAAGCGCACACACACCUUCUGUUUAUUCUCACUCGUUGCACUAGACUUGUGCAGUUCCAAAAGGAGAGUGGUUAUGAAGAAGACCACAUUUUGGCUUUUCACCAACUUAGUGACCUUGGAUUUUAUCCGGAACGACUUAGUGGGUCAAAAAGCCAGGACUUAAGUGCAAGAAGAGGUCAAAAGUUCCCAGUAUAUGAGCAAAGUAAUCUGCCUGCUAAACAUGACCCCACAAAUGAAGUUGGUGAUGCCGUGGAGGUUAGCACAGCAAAAAGUGUUGCUUCUUCCGCUGCAAGCUGCUACAGAAUGUCGUCUUGGAAGAAGCUUCCUUCUGCAGCUGACAGAGGCCGUAGGGGCAACGACUCUGUUGAAACCACCCCGUCCAAGGGCAAAACUGAUGGUCUGCAACACAAAGAGGAGAUGGAUCAUUUUGGAAACACUCCAUUAUGCCCCCCUGAGCAUUCUGAGGAAACUUCAAAGAUUAAGAAGGUAAAUUGGGGAAUGUGGGAUCAACCUUGCUUGUCAUAUGAAGAUUCAUUUAUUUGCCGAAUAUGCGAAGUUGAAAUACCAACUGUGUACGUAGAACAGCACUCGAGAAUAUGUACAAUUGCUGAUAGAUGUGAUUUAAAGGGGUGGACAGUAAAUGAACGACUAGAAAGAGUAGUAGAUACUCUUGAGAGAAUACUUGAAUCAUGGACACCGAAGAGCACGGACACAGGGGCAGGAAGUCCUGAUGUAUCAAGAGGGUCUACAUUGAAUAUGCCUGAAGAGUUGGAUGCCUUGUUAGUCAAGCAGAAUGGCUUGUCUCAACAAUGCUCUGAAGACGUGCUAGAUUGUCUUCCUGAGUCUGAUAGUAGAUGUCUUCUGGAAAAUGUCAACAGCUUGACUGACAUAUCUAAGAAACAGUCAUUAGCUGGGAGCUUAACACCUCGGUCACCUUUAGUGACUCCACGAACUGGCCAGAUUGAGCUCAUGCUGAGUGGACGUUUAAUGGUAUCUGAACAUGAAAAUUAUCAGCAGAUAAAUAAGCUAUUGGAUAUUGCUCGAUCAGUUGCCAAUGCAAACAACAAUGAUUACGGUACAUUGGAAUACUUGCUUGACCGACUUGAAGACCUAAAAUAUGCAAUUCAGGAUAGGAAGGUGGAUGCUCUUGUUGUUGAGACCUUUGGGAGACGAAUUGAGAAAUUAUUGCAGGAGAAAUAUGUAUUACUUUGUGGACACAUUGAAGAUGAAAAAGUGGAACCAUCCAAUACCUUAGGUGACGAGGACAGUUCAACAGAAGAUGAUACAAGUCGCAGUGUACGUGCAAGCCCUAUAAAUACAUUGUCCAAGGAUCGAACAUCUAUUGAAGAUUUUGAAAUUCUAAAACCAAUCAGCAGGGGAGCUUUUGGGAGAGUUUUCCUCGCCAGGAAAAGGGCAACAGGGGACUUAUUCGCAAUUAAGGUUUUAAAAAAGGCUGACAUGAUACGCAAAAAUGCAGUAGAAAAUAUAUUGGCCGAGAGAGAUAUUUUAAUAUCAGUCCGCAAUCCUUUUGUGGUCCGCUUUUUUUACUCCUUCACAUGCAGGGAUAAUCUUUAUCUGGUCAUGGAGUACCUAAAUGGUGGGGAUCUUUUUUCAUUGCUGAGAAAUCUGGGCUGCUUAGAGGAAGAUAUGGCACGUAUAUACAUUGCAGAACUAGUUCUUGCAUUGGAGUAUCUCCAUUCUCUAAAUAUCAUUCAUAGAGAUCUGAAGCCAGAUAACUUGUUGAUUGGUUCAAGCGGUCACCUCAAGUUAACAGAUUUUGGGCUCUCAAAGGUUGGUCUCAUCAAUAGCACUGACGACUUAGCAGGACCAUCAGUGCCUAGUGCUGCCUUUCUUGGGGAAGAUAGAUCCAAGAUGGACGAGCAUUCAUUCAAAAGAGAACAGAGGCAGAAGAAUUCAGUUGUUGGCACCCCUGAUUAUCUAGCACCUGAGAUACUUCUCGGCAUGGGACAUGGUGCCACGGCUGAUUGGUGGUCAGUGGGUGUCAUUUUGUUUGAGCUGCUUGUCGGUGUUCCUCCUUUUAAUGCAGAACAUCCUCAGCAAAUUUUUGACAAUAUUAUUAACAGGGACAUACCUUGGCCCAAGAUACCAGAGGAAAUGAGCUUGGAAGCGUAUGACUUGAUUAACAAGUUGCUACAUGAAAAUCCAGUUCAAAGGUUAGGUGCAACAGGGGCAGGAGAGGUAAAGCGACAUCCUUUCUUUAGGCAUAUCAACUGGGACACACUUGCAAGGCAAAAGGCUACGUUUGUCCCAUCUGCUGAUGCACAUGACACUAGCUAUUUUAUGAGCCGUUACAUUUGGAGUCCAGAAGAUGAGAAUGUAAAUGGAGGUAGCGAUUUUUAUGAGUUGAGUGAGAGUGGCAGUGCUACAUGUAGCAGCAGUUCAUACAGCAAUCUACAGGAUGAAGAGGGAGAUGAAUGCGGUAAUCUAGCCGACUUUAGUACCCCUUCCCUGAAUGUGAACUACUCCUUCAGCAAUUUUUCGUUUAAGAACUUGUCGCAGCUGGCUUCUAUUAAUUAUGAUUUAAUCGGAAAGACUACUAAAGAAUCAGUAGAAGCUGCAAAUCCAUCUGUUCCCUGAGAAGAAGCGAUUGCUGCUUCUGCAGUUACAUGCUGCCUCACUUUGUUU